AUGUCGUUUGAUAACAUGACGACUGUCAGUCCCCCAACAAACUGGACAACGACAAACUGCUGGACGACAACUGUAGCAACGACCCUCUCCCCUGAAGACGAUCUCGAGGCUUGGAUUGACGACGCCACGUGGAUUCUCACCAGUUCCUUUAUCAUCUUCACCAUGCAGUCAGGAUUUGGACUUCUGGAAAGUGGCAUGGCCAGCCGAAAGAAUGAGGUGAACAUCAUGGUAAAAAAUGUAGUGGAUGUGGUGUUUGGGGGACUGACAUAUUGGACCAUUGGCUACGGACUGACGUUUGGGGACUCUUCAGGCUCCAACGGCUUCAGUGGAGUCGGAGCCUUCCUUUUAGAUCCAGACGAGAAACACAUGGGGACGGUGUUUUCCAAGUUCAUAUUCCAAGCUUCAUUCUGUACCACGGCUACUACCAUUGUAUCAGGCGCCGUAGCUGAGCGAACCAAGCUGUCAGCUUACAUAGUGUUCUGUCUCCUGAACACACUAGUGUACAGUUUUCCCGCUCACUGGAUCUGGGCGCCUAGUGGAUGGCUUAGGAAGCUUCAUGUUGUCGACGUAGCGGGCGUAGGACCUGUCCAUUUAGUGGGCGGAACUACUGCUUUGAUUGCCGCCAUUAUGGUGAAGCCUCGUUAUGGGCGAUUUUCGAAAGAAGGCGGAACUGUCAAUCACGGUAACUCGGUCAACGCCCUUCUAGGACUCUUCAUUUUGUGGUGGGGAUGGCUCGGUUUCAACUGUGGUAGUACAUUUGGUAUCAGUGGCGGAAAAUGGAAGUUAGCCGCCAGAUCAGCAGCGACAACAAUACUGGCAGCUUGUGGUGGGGGAACUAUGGCAUUUACAUUAAGUUUCUUCAUCCACAAAGGAAAAUAUGACAUCGCAUUGCUGGUGAACGGAAUUCUGGGAUCUCUCGUGAGUAUAACAGGUAUUUGUGCCGUAACUAGGACCUGGGUGGCUGUUGUCAUUGGUGCUAUAGGCGCAUGCGUCACAGCUGGAGCGGAAGCUUUAUUAGUGAAACUUAAGAUAGACGACCCUGUUGGAGCUACAGCGGUACACCUUGCUGGAUCUCUGUGGGGGAUGAUCAGCUGUGGAUUAUUUGCCACCAAAGACAAUGUGGAAAAGUCCUUUAGUUUUCAUGACGGCCUAUUCUGGGGUGGCGGUUGGUAUCUACUCGGCGUGCAGUUAUUAGCAAUAGCCGCCAUCAUCGCAUGGACGGUCGUGACGUCAUCAAUCAUUCUAAAAGGCAUUGACCUCACCAUAGGACUGCGUAUGACGUUGGAGGAAGAGCUAUAUGGCGCCGAUUACUUUGAACACGAUGUUGAGCCAACUGAUGACAUCAGGAAUCACGCAGAACGAUUGUUACGUCAUAUGACUCAUGAGGAACGCACAACCCCUGCGUACGUCACGUCAAGACCGAUUUGGUGGUGGUGGCGGAAGAAAAGAAGUGAACGGACUGCUUCUCCAAAAAGUGAGGAAACGGACAGCGCGUCCGGAUUUAUAUCCGAAGAUUCCGGCAUCAAAACUCCAGCAAAAAGUCAGGCUUCAGAUUCCGCAACAGAGGUCACGGACACUGGAGAGAAUAUGGAUAUUACGGAUGUGGAUAAUGCUAACAUUGAGGAGAAGUCUAACGGUCACGUGAUUGUUACUAGAAACGGAAGUCAACUUAAAUGCACGAAACAUGUAUCGAAUGGACACAGCUAUAUUAACAAUGCAUUCCAGACCAAUGACGAUGUGUCUGACGUCACGGACCUUGGUGAAUCACAAACAGUUCGAAAUGACAGCAGACCACACUAA
Molecule: messenger RNA, 1800 nt
Organism: Ylistrum balloti
Lineage: Eukaryota; Metazoa; Mollusca; Bivalvia; Pectinida; Pectinidae
Product: ammonium transporter 2-like
Exons: 9
Coding region: 1-1800 (599 amino acids)
Biological process (GO): ammonium transmembrane transport; ammonium homeostasis
Cellular component (GO): membrane
Molecular function (GO): ammonium channel activity
Source: RefSeq, a predicted model, not a curated record